Thalassophryne amazonica is the source of this 2238-nucleotide messenger RNA. It is a transcript of the gene vat1l, whose product is annotated as vesicle amine transport 1-like. The record is from RefSeq and is a predicted model, not a curated record. Gene Ontology annotation, molecular function: oxidoreductase activity. Lineage: Eukaryota; Metazoa; Chordata; Actinopteri; Batrachoidiformes; Batrachoididae. The transcript is spliced from 9 exons. Bases 204 to 1442 code for a protein of 412 amino acids.
AGUAACAGUGUGCGAUGGAUUUGUCCAGAGGAGUGUUGGCUUAAUUUGCCUGAAGAACGAUAAAUUUAUAAACGGUGAAGAUUCGGACGGCGGGCGGGCGCGCGCACAGAGGGCUGCGCACCUCCGCUGCACAGCGCGAGGAGAGAGGAGCGAAAGGAGGAGCAAAAUAGAGGAGCGGAGCGCCACUGCAGCGGCUCUCCGACAUGGCGAAAGAAGGAGCGGAUAAAACCGAGGAGACGGAGUACAUGAUAGAGAAGAAUCCGGGGAAGGAGACGAGCAGCGCCGACUCUGGCGCCGAGGCCAGAGACAUGCGCGCGGUGACGCUGUCGGGAUUCGGAGGUCUCAGCAAACUCAGGGUGACCAAGAAGGCGAUGCCCGAGCCGCAGGGUGGCGAGGUGAAGAUCCGCGUCAAAGCGUGUGGCAUGAACUUCUUGGACCUGAUGGUGCGCCAGGGUACAAUUGAUAAUCCUCCAAAGCCUCCUCUUGUCCCCGGAUUUGAAUGCUCUGGAAUAAUCGAGUCAGUGGGUGAAAACACAAAGGAAUUUGAGAUCGGUGACAGAGUUAUGGCGUUUGUGAAUUACAAUGCCUGGGCGGAGGUGGUUUGCACACCGGUGGAGUUUGUGUAUAAGAUGCCAGAGGAAAUGAGUUUUGCAGAAGCUGCAGGGUUCUCCCUAAACUUUGUGGCAGCUUACAUGAUGCUGUUUGAGGUCGCCAAUCUGCGAGAGGGGAUGUCAGUGGUAGUCCACUCAGCAGGAGGUGGUGUUGGUCAAGCUGUGGCUCAGCUGUGCUCCACUGUGCCCGGUGUUACUGUCUAUGGGAUUGCCUCAUGUUUCAAACAUGCAGCCAUCAGAGACUCCGUGACUCACCUCUUCGACAGAAACGCUGACUACAUACAGGAAAUCAAAAAGAUCUCCCCUGAUGGAGUUGACAUCGUGUUGGACUGUCUGUGUGGAGAAACCACAGGAAAAGGCCUGAGUCUGCUGAAACCCUUGGGAACGUACAUCCUCUAUGGUGCGUCAAACAUGGUAACUGGGGAAACAAAGAGUUUCUUCAGCUUCGCAAAAUCUUGGUGGCAGGUUGAGAAGGUGAACCCUAUUAAACUGUAUGAGGAGAACAAAGUCAUAGCAGGAUUCUCUCUCCUCAACCUCCUCUUCAAACAGGGGAGAGGCAGCCUGGUGAAACUGGUCAUGGACAAACUCCUGUCACUCUAUAAGCAAAAGAAGAUUAAACCAGUAGUGGACUCCCUGUGGGCGCUGGAGGAGGUAAAAGAGGCCAUGCAGAGAAUCCAUGACAGAGGAAAUAUAGGGAAACUCAUUCUGGACGUUGAAAAGUCACCUACUCCUCUGAUGGCCUGUGACAGCACAGAGACCAGUGAGGCGGGGGAGGAGGAAGAGGAGCCUGAGGGAGACGACAGUAAGGAACGUAUGCCUUUCAUCCAUUAAAGCCAGUCCACACACAGCAACACGCCUGAAGAGGCCGCACAGAGGAUCACCACGACACGCGCGCUCUAAUGUGUUUGUAUUUAUUGUAUGGAUGUGUGUCUUUUUGGUGUGUUUGUGUCUGUUACCUAUUAUUUCUUAGUAAGGUGUUCACAUAAAUUUAUGCAUAAAUGAAGCUUUAGUGCUAUUUUUAAGAAACAGUAUUAUUAGUAUUAGUUUAUUAUGAACUAAUGUAAUUCCAGCCAAUAGUGGGAAAUAUUUUGUGUUGACGUUUUUCGACCGCUGUUUCGAAUUUUAAGUGCAGUAUUUGGUUGAAUUAACACUGGAUUGAGUGCACAUGUAAACUUGCUGAUUUGCUGUUCCUGAUUUAAAAUUACUGACCCUAAAAAUGUUAGUGUCAUAUUGCAACAGGUAUAAUUCAAGUUCAUAUUCAAGCACUUGAAAAGUACAACAUUACGUUGUGCCAUGUCCUCAGUGAUGGCGCUUUUAAUAAUGAUGUGAUUUUAUUUAUUUAAGAGUGAUUUAAUUUGGUGGUGUUUUUUACAGCCGGAAGAAGUACAGUAGUUGGUGAGUAGAUAUUUGUAAGUCAUUUAUUCUUCUGUGCCAACCUUUUAUUAUGAUGGGAUCACCAGUGCCUUUGAGCUACAAAAGCUUCACCACACACAGCGGUUUCAUACUUGAAAUGCAUUUAGUAUCGCUUCCUCUUAUGAUUCCAAAGAUGAAAAAAAAUAAUAAUAAUUUUAACUGGAAUAUGAAAAUGGAUGUCUUUAGGCAAAUUACUUAAAAAUCAUUUGGAGCC